AUGACAGUAGCACCACUCUUGAGAUAUGGGAAAUACUGUGGAAUAUUUUACACUGGAUGUCCAGGGGAAGAUCCAUGUGAUGGGCUUGACAAGUGCUGUAUGACUCACGAUCACUGUAUCAGCAACUCAAACUACGUCAACGUGACAUGCAAUCAGGCUCUGCUGGACUGUGUUGAAGCUUACAAAAAUUCUGGAGAUGGGCAGUUCCCAGGCAAUAGAUGCGACAUAGGAGAUGUGGAGAAGACCAUUCAUAUUGCCAUUAAAGCUGGUGUUUGGAUUGGAGAUGGUAUUGGAGAUGGGCCUGCUGUUUCUCCCUCUGAUCUUCCCUAG
Messenger RNA from Cryptomeria japonica (Japanese cedar), 330 nucleotides. Its product is annotated as probable phospholipase A2 homolog 2. The record is from RefSeq and is a predicted model, not a curated record. Lineage: Eukaryota; Viridiplantae; Streptophyta; Pinopsida; Cupressales; Cupressaceae. Gene Ontology annotation, molecular function: A2-type glycerophospholipase activity. The coding region runs from base 1 to 330 and encodes 109 amino acids. The transcript has a single exon. Gene Ontology annotation, biological process: phospholipid metabolic process; arachidonate secretion.